This is a messenger RNA of Mercurialis annua (annual mercury), 1453 nucleotides long. RefSeq lists its product as uncharacterized. NCBI's taxonomy places the organism in Eukaryota, Viridiplantae, Streptophyta, Magnoliopsida, Malpighiales, Euphorbiaceae. Gene Ontology annotation, cellular component: chloroplast. The transcript has 4 exons. The record is from RefSeq and is a predicted model, not a curated record. Bases 114 to 1253 code for a protein of 379 amino acids.
GUCUAAAAUAUCAGUACACAAUUCACAAAUCAAGAAAAGUUCAUACAUUUUUUUUUGUUAUCAAGACUCAAGAGAUUUAAAACCCUAAAAUCCAAAUCUUGGAAUUUUUUUUGAUGGCAUUCUCUGCUAGAACACCCUUUAUCUCUUCUUCUUACACUUCACCAUCUUUGGCUAUUUCUUGCAAAAUCUGUAGAAGACCAUCAUUUCUAUCUCUAAGAAAGCAACCCAUUUUGGUUAAAGCUUCUUCUACAACUUCUCUUGAUUACUCUGCUACUGUAUCAGCUGAUAAAACAGUCAUCCCAUUAAAGUCAAAUAACUGGGAAUGGAAACUUAAGGAAAACUCCAUUAAUAUCUAUUACGAAGAAUGUGCAAAGGAGACCUCUGAUCCACCGAAAAAUAUCCUUUUGGUACCAACUAUUUCUGAUGUUAGCACUGUUGAAGAAUGGAGAUCGGUGGCCAAAGACAUUGUUCAACGAGAUGGUAAACUAAAUUGGCGAGCUACAAUUGUUGAUUGGCCAGGUUUGGGUUAUUCUGAUAGGCCAAAAAUGGAUUACAAUGCUGAUCUUAUGGAGAAAUUUCUAGUUGAUUUUAUAAAUGCACCGGACGGCCCAUUGCAGCACAAAGAAAAUGAUUUGGUGGUCUUUGGAGGAGGUCAUGCUGCAACAUUAAUAGUUCGUGCUGCAAAAAAGGGUUUGGUGAAGCCAACAGCUAUUGCUGCUGUUGCUCCAACCUGGGCUGGUCCUCUUCCUAUUGUAUUUGGUCGAGAUUCCAGCAUGGAAACAAGGUAUGGAUUACUCAGGGGCACUCUACAGGCCCCUGCUGUCGGUUGGAUGAUGUAUAACAUGCUCGUCAGCAACGAGAAGGCAAUUCAAUCCCAAUACAAAUCUCAUGUCUAUCAAAAUCCCGAGAAUGUGACUCCAGACAUUAUACAAAGUAGAUACGCUCUAACAAAGCGAAAGGGCGCUCGUUAUGCACCAGCUGCUUUCUUGACAGGUCUACUCGACCCAGUUUUAUCCCGAGAAGAGUUAUUUGAUCUGUUUGCAAGUUUGGAUGGGAAGCUACUGGUGCUUGUAAUGUCAGCUAAAGGAUCUCCAAAGAGGUCAAAAGCGGAGAUGGUAGCACUCAAAGGAGCCAAAGGAGUGAGUAAAUUUGUUGAGGUUUCAGGUGCUCUUCUGCCACAAGAAGAGUAUCCAGCUAUGGUUGCUGAAGAGCUUUACCAGUUCUUACAAGAAAAUUUUGAUUCCGGUAACUGAUUUAACCGCGGUCUUAUUUCAUAACUAGGCUUAAUAUUCUUUUUGAUAAGAUUGCAACUGUUUCUUUGGUACAAGAAGGAACUAUACUUUGUAGAGAUCAUAUGAUAUUUACAUAUAUAAAUUAAAAGGAACUAUACAAAUUUACAUGUACAAAGGAACUAUGUUUUGUACAUUAUAUGAUUAUAUACACUGUUUAAAUA